AUGUAUAAUAAUCUGCGGUGGCUAAAUGGAGAUGGCCCUAAUGCUCUUCAGAGUGGUGUUUCGUUUGGAAUGUCAUGGACACAGGGUCUCUACCAAUCAAGCCAGCAAUUCGUGAUUGAAAAUGAUGGCAAUCAAUGGCCACUGGAUUGCCGAGAAGUUGCUUACUGGGCCGAUGGGUCGCUCAAAUGGACGGCUCAUUCGGUCUCAGGUGACAUUGGCUACAGCGAAGAAUACAAGGUCAAAGGCACGCCGCAUCCAAUAAAAACCCAUGAAGGUGUUAAGGUUGAGCAUCAGGGCUCACAUCUCUUGGUGACUACACAUGAGGGAAUUGUCUUGAGAUUUGCUGCCCCGGGUAACUCAUCGAUCUUGGAAAGCUUUACUGUCAAAGGUCGAUCACUUUGCUCAAAUGCUACGGUUGUCGCAUCUAUCAACAACAAAGAAUACACAACACGCGUGGACGCAGUGGGUGUUGAAAAUACCACAUUUAGUAGGGCCGUCGUCAAAGUCACUGGCGUGGUAGAGGCUAUCGGUGUCUCUCGCCUUCCGUUCAAUAUGCGAUUCUAUGUUUAUUCGAAUAGUUCGUCUGUGAAGAUUAUUCACUCCUUCAUCCACGAUCUCGAUUCGAAUGAGCCUUUAACCUCCCUCGGAAUUCAAUUUACAGUCCCCUUUGAACAAACCGAACUUUAUAACCGCCAUAUCCGAAUAGGAGGAUCGAGUGGCGGCGUUCUGAAAGAAGAAGUGAAAGGAUUGACUGGGCUGCGUCAUGGCCCCACGAUUCAAAAUCGAAUCGACCAGGCCUCUGGAAGAUCAGUCAUUUUGGAUGAUAAAGAGUGGACUAGGACCGACCUUAAAAAAGGGGUGUCCUAUAUUCCAUCCUGGGAAUCGUAUUCUCUUUCCCAACUCUCAUCGGACGGGUUCACAAUCAAAAAAAGGACCAAGCCGGGCUGCUCUUGGGUCAAAGUCAUCGGAGGCGGGAGAGCUGACGGAACAGCCUAUGUGGGAUCAGCUCACUAUGGCGGACUAGCAGUGGGCAUGUCUGAUUUCUGGGAGCGUUACCCUACCCAGCUGGAUCUGAGCGAGUUAACCUCCGACCAUGGCAAAGUGACAGUUUGGCUAUACUCGCCGCUCUCCGAGCCCUUGGAAACCACGCCUUAUCAUGAUGGACUUGGGAUGGACUCUUACGAGAAACAAUUAGAUGGUCUAAAUGUCACGUAUGAGGACUUUGAGCCUGGAUUUGCUUCUGCAAAUGGCAUUGGAAGAACGAAUCAAAUCUUCCUGAGACCAUUCAAUGCUACCCCGUCGAAUGAAGAAAUUUCUUUGUUUUCAUCCUUAGUUCGAGAUCCACCUCGUUUGGUAGCCACACCGGAACAUCUACAUUCUACGGGUGCAUUCCAUGGAUGUUGGGCUCCUAGCUCGCAGAUCCUGGGCCAUGCGCCUACCCCGCAAGAAACAGAAGUCGAGAAAAGACUGAAUCUUUUAUUCGAGUUCUACCAUAACCAGGUGGAGCAAAACAGAUGGUAUGGUUUCUGGGACCACGGGGAUGUUCAACAUACCUAUGAUGCGUAUCGACAUGCCUGGCGAUACGAUGUUGGCGGCUUUGCUUGGGACAACUCUGAACUCUCCACCGACUUGUGGCUUUGGUUAUAUUUUCUCCACACCGGAAGAGCAGACGUUUUUCGAAUGGCCGAGGCAAUGACUAGGCAUACUGGUGAAGUGGAUGUGUAUCAUAUGGGGAGGUUUAAAGGGUUUGGAACCCGCCAUGGCGUCCAGCAUUUCAGUGACAGCUCAAAACAACUCCGCAUUUCGAAUGUCCUUUACCGGCGCAUCUAUUUCUACUUGACCGGAGAUGAGCGUACAGGCGAUUUAAUCACGGAGCUCCAGGAAAGCCAAAAUGCUCUAUUGACUUUGGAUUCACAUCGGAAGGUCCAAGAACACGCCGGCAUACCUGAAGGCUUUGCCAUGACAAACAUAGGUCUUGAUUGUGGUCCUCUCGUUGCUAGCUGGUUGACUGCAUGGGAACGGCGUUCGGAAGGAUGGGCUCGUUGCAAAGGACUUCUACUUAAGCUUCUGGACGGGAUCGCUGGGCUCAAACACGGUAUUGGAAACAAUGCUAUUCUGUUGAAUCCUACUACCGGGGAGGUCCGGGAAUGCCCGCCUCCAACACCGGAUUGGGCAAUUUCACAUUUGUCUAUGCUAUUCGGAUUUCCAGAAAUAUCUUCGGAAUUGUUCCACUAUGCUCGUGGUGAAUUCCCGGAGACUGUGGAGAAGUUCAUGAAGGUCUGGCUGUGCUACUGUCGGGCAUAUAAUGGAGGACCAGAUGUUCAACGGGAAGAAUUCGGCUUCGAGUUUCCAUCUCAUGCGACAUGGCGCCAGAGCCAUUCGACCCUGACGGCAUUUGCUGCGGUAGAACAGAAGCGUGAUGAUCUCGGUCAAGCAGCGUGGAAACAAUUCUUCAAUACUGAUGGAUACACGGCUAACCACGAUUGGACUGUUUUUAAGACAUCUUCUCCGGAGUACUUUGGCCACGGAGAGGAGGCUGUCUGGGUGACGACCAAUGAGGCAGCUCGCUACGGUGUAUCUGCGAUCUCUAACCUCGCAAACAUCCGUCGAUAUCUUAAUUAG
Penicillium longicatenatum is the source of this 2622-nucleotide messenger RNA. RefSeq names its product polysaccharide lyase family 26 protein. The record is from RefSeq and is a predicted model, not a curated record. The coding region runs from base 1 to 2622 and encodes 873 amino acids. The transcript has a single exon. Lineage: Eukaryota; Fungi; Ascomycota; Eurotiomycetes; Eurotiales; Aspergillaceae.